This is a messenger RNA of Aspergillus ochraceoroseus IBT 24754, 1579 nucleotides long. Its product is annotated as F-box protein. NCBI's taxonomy places the organism in Eukaryota, Fungi, Ascomycota, Eurotiomycetes, Eurotiales, Aspergillaceae. The transcript has 3 exons. The coding region runs from base 93 to 1370 and encodes 425 amino acids. The record is from RefSeq and is a predicted model, not a curated record. Gene Ontology annotation, molecular function: protein binding.
GUUCAGUUGUUCACAUUUUAGAUGGUGACAAUCCCCUUCCCCGGUGGCUUUGAAGCUGGAGCUGGUCUCCUCAUGUCUUUAGACGCUUGACCAUGAGCUCUCUCCAACAAUUCCUCCUUCAUGUGAAACGAGCCCGUGCUGCCAUCAACCAGAAAAGACAGGCAGACAGCAGGAGGAACGCUUCCAGACAUAGUCUAUUUCAAUCUCAAUUUUCUUCGUCGUCGGUUAUCGACAGAGUCCCUUCAAUACCAACGUCCUCACCCUGGGAUCUCCUUCCGGUAGAAAUCCAGAUCAAGAUAUUCGCCUACUGCGGGAUUACGGAUUUUCCUCCCCUCAAACUCGUUUGCAGAGCAUUUAACCAGAUCCUCUCCACGCAUGAGCAGUCAAUAGCUCGGCAAUACCUCCGUCAACGGCGCCAUGGAACACUCCCGUCUCCGCUAGAUAGCGAAAGAGUUUAUACGAGAAACCCGGAAGACGAUGUGGUGCUAUUGUCGGAUCUCUUUCCUCCAGCAAAGAGGGCACGAGGUGGCCAUCUGUAUACUUUCCGCUAUAUUUAUAGUCUUCGUCGGCGGCAGAAGCUCUGUUCAAAGCUGUGCAAUUACCUCGCGGACCGAGUCAUGGACCGAUUCGUGCACAGUGAGCCGACUUACAUGAAAUCUUUCUUCCCUUCGAAAAUAGAGCGAAAUGACUUUGUGAAAGGAACGACGGCGAGGAUUUGGUUUUACCUUACACCAUUAAUGUUUUAUACCUUAUACUUCCUCGAGACAUAUUCCCUUGCUAGACGGGAGCAAACCAAUAUUCUUUUACGCGACUUUGAAGCAGGACGACUACCCGUUCCAAUACCUCCUCACAUCCGCAAAAAUAUGUAUCGAGAGCUGCAGAUAAAGAUCAUCCAAGCGCCUCCGUUUACUGACACGUCUACUCUUAUAUCCACCCACCACUGCAUGCAGCUUUUAGUCUCAUAUCUACAAUACACAGUACCUCCCGACGAACGUGGGGAUUCAGAUGAUAGCUGGAUCGGCUCCCUGCUUACUGUUUCACCCUUCCUGCGGAUCGUGGAGUACUUCUCAGCGGAGAUUGGGGACGGUGGCAACCAGCGAAUGCAGCGGAGAGAUUUCAUGUACAAUUUUCAUCAGGAUAUCAUGCAAAACGAGAAGGACGACAUGAACUCUCUGGUUUUUGGGAGCGCACCCAGCGUCCACCUCCAUAGUUCGGUGCAGGACGUUUGGUUUGAUGUUGUCAGAGCUGAGCUAGCGUCAAGAAGGACAGGCAGACAUGCUGUAGAAUGCAUUCUUGUCUGGCAAGAUCUACCCAUUAUCUUUGGUUGUCCUGACUGUCAGUCCGGGGCGUCUGGCGGCUGGUGUGCAUAAUAUAGAUAUACCUUCGGGGGGUUUCUCUACAUUCUUUUGUUAUUUUUUGCAUACGGCGUUCUCAAUUGGGAUUCGGGAGAUGAAUGGAUGAGCAUUUUGGCUAAUGCAUUGGCAAGCUGGAGCGAAUUUCUUUUCUUUGCUUAUGCUCGUCCUAAUUUUUUUGUCUAGAUUUCAAACAUUACUGAAAGCAUUAUACAGGAAGCUGCUAU